AUGCACCUACUCCUUCCAACCCGGACCCGUGGUGUUUCCCACGUGGCUGGCCAUCGUGAUGCAGUUGUGCGGAAGUUUCUCCCCAGACCGGUUGGCCAAGGCCCCUAUUCAAUUCCCGCGAGUCUGCACCCCCAAGUGCAUCGAUGGCUGGGGUACCUUCUUCCGGUGCCUGCCCAGAAGGGUGAGGAGCAAAUGUUCGAUCUGAAGGCGCGCUACCAGCGGGCAGCCCUAGCAAGGCGGGAUCUCUUCAAGGGAACACUUACACCAUGCUUCUCCAAGGGGGGAGAACGGGGAGCUGACGGGUGA
Histoplasma mississippiense is the source of this 306-nucleotide messenger RNA. RefSeq lists its product with no specific name. The transcript is spliced from 2 exons. NCBI's taxonomy places the organism in Eukaryota, Fungi, Ascomycota, Eurotiomycetes, Onygenales, Ajellomycetaceae. The record is from RefSeq and is a predicted model, not a curated record. Bases 1 to 306 code for a protein of 101 amino acids.